Lontra canadensis (Northern American river otter) is the source of this 1250-nucleotide messenger RNA. RefSeq names its product deoxyhypusine synthase (gene DHPS). The coding region runs from base 31 to 1140 and encodes 369 amino acids. Gene Ontology annotation, molecular function: deoxyhypusine synthase activity. The transcript has 9 exons. Gene Ontology annotation, cellular component: cytoplasm. The record is from RefSeq and is a predicted model, not a curated record. NCBI's taxonomy places the organism in Eukaryota, Metazoa, Chordata, Mammalia, Carnivora, Mustelidae. Gene Ontology annotation, biological process: peptidyl-hypusine biosynthetic process.
GCUGUGAUCUGGGAGUGCGGCCUCAGGAACAUGGAGGGUCCUCUGGAAGGGAAGGUACCCGCGGCGGCGCUGGCCGCUGUGCUGAAGCACAGCUCGGCGCUACCCUCCGAGAGCUCCCAAGUCCGAGGUUACGACUUCAACCGCGGCGUGGACUACCGUGCGCUACUGGAGGCCUUCGGCACCACUGGCUUCCAGGCCACCAACUUCGGGCGCGCCGUGCAGCAAGUCAACGCCAUGAUAGAGAAGAAACUGGAGCCGCUGUCACAGGAUGAAGACCACCAUGCAGACCUGACCCAGAGCCGGCGCCCACUUACUGGAUGCACCAUCUUUCUGGGCUACACAUCAAACCUCAUCAGUUCAGGCAUCCGUGAAACCAUCCGUUACCUCGUGCAGCACAACAUGGUGGACGUCUUAGUGACCACAGCUGGCGGCGUGGAGGAAGAUUUUAUCAAGUGCCUGGCACCCACGUACCUGGGCGAUUUCAGUCUCAGGGGGAAGGAGCUACGUGAGAACGGGAUCAACAGGAUUGGAAACUUACUGGUGCCCAACGACAAUUACUGCAAGUUUGAGGAUUGGUUGAUGCCCAUUCUGGACCAGAUGGUGCUGGAGCAGAACACGGAGGGUGUGAAGUGGACACCUUCCAAGAUGAUUGCCCGGCUGGGCAAGGAGAUCAACAACCCAGAAUCGGUGUAUUACUGGGCCCAGAAGAACCACAUCCCCGUGUUGAGCCCAGCGCUCACAGAUGGCUCCCUGGGUGACAUGAUCUUCUUCCAUUCCUACAAGAACCCAGGCUUGGUCCUGGACAUCGUUGAGGACCUGAGGCUCAUCAACACGCAGGCCAUCUUUGCCAAGCACACUGGGAUGAUCAUCCUGGGCGGGGGUUUGGUCAAGCACCACAUCGCCAACGCCAACCUCAUGCGGAACGGGGCUGACUACUCUGUCUAUAUCAACACGGCCCAGGAGUUUGAUGGCUCGGACUCUGGUGCCAGGCCGGAUGAAGCUGUCUCCUGGGGCAAGAUCCGGGUGGAUGCACAGCCUGUCAAGGUCUACGCCGACGCCUCCCUCGUCUUCCCCCUGCUUGUGGCUGAAACCUUUGCCCAGAAGAGAGAUGCCUUCAUGCCCGAGAAGAAUGAGGACUGAAUGGCUAUGGCUCAGGGAAGUCUCCCCUCUCCUGUAUUUAUUAGCUUGCAAACCCGGUCCCUUCCUCCCUCCUUGGUCAGCCAUGUGUCUAAAAUAAAUGGUCUCCAUGA